AUGGAACCAGGGCUCAAGACUAUUGGGGUUUAUGCCUUCUGCGAAUGCUUCUCGUUGUCGAGGGUGUCAAUUCCUCCGACUGUUGUCAGCAUUGGUGGCAAUGCAUUUGAGUCCUGUAGAUCCAUACACGACGUCGUUUUUGUGGUUGGAUCAUUGAGAUCGAUUGGAGAGCUUGCGUUCGCCUACUCCAGCAGGAUCCAAUCGGUUUGGAUUCCUCCCUCUGUUAGAUAUGUUGGUGAUGAGGCAUUCUAUGACAAUGAAUGGUUGAUAUCUGUCGAAAUCCCACGAGAUAGUCGUACCACAUUCGGGUGGAAUGUGUUCAGUAGAUCUUGUCAGUUGGCGAACAUUGCUCUUCCACCAUCAACUACACAGGAUGAGCUAUUGGACCAAUGCACGGUUUUGAACGAUGCAUAUGGAUCCGCGAAUGUCAUGCAGGGUAUCAAAUCUCGCUUUCGCGGUUAUCCCGUCCACGAGGCAUGCUACUAUGCAGCAUCGGUGGAGUCUGACGAGAUGCUCGUCAGAGCUCUGCUAAUACAAGACGAAAACAAUACGUACCUAGAGAACCUGAUCGACCCACUUGGAAUGACUCCAUUCCAUGUAUUAAUGUCAACUUCAAAGAAAAGGCCAGAUCUACUGAAACUGUUGCUGGACUAUUACCCAUCCAAUGUACUUGGCCUCACUUGCCCGAGCGAUGAUACAGCUUUAUACUAUUUGACACAGAAUUGGACUACCGACGCAUCAAUAAUGCUACGAAUGGCACUGCAAAAGUGGAUGGUCCAGGACAUGGCAAGUUGGGGCUUACCUCAAUGGCGAUCAAACAUGCACGAGCUAGUCGAGUCUGUUUUCAAUGUCCCGCGAAAAAUGGAACUGCAUGCUGCACUAUUUGGCACACUGAGUAAAGCCUGUGAUCAGAUGGAAUGCUACGAGCUCAUGGAAACUACGUCCUUGCUAGAACUGUGGUUGUGGAAAAUGAAGAUGCAGUCAACGCGGAAUGGUGUCAAGCGAAUGGCCGUAGACCGAGCGAGCAGUCGUGCCCGGUGUGGUGCCACGUUCAUCAUACCGACUGUCGUAGACCAUUUGCUUGGUCCGGAUCAGCAUUAG
Molecule: messenger RNA, 1101 nt
Organism: Cylindrotheca closterium
Lineage: Eukaryota; Bacillariophyta; Bacillariophyceae; Bacillariales; Bacillariaceae
Source: the annotation of a GenBank genome assembly